GCCGCUGCUGUUUCAGACCAGCGAGCUGAUAGCCAGCAGUCCAGCUGUGGGUGACCUGAUCCCCUAUAGCACCCUGCUCCACUUCCUCCUCACCAGAGCCCCGUCUGAGCUCAAGUCUCCUCAUCAGAGAGCAGAGUGGUCCAUCGCCCGUUACUCCCAGUGGCUGGAUGAUCACCCCUCUGAGAGAGACAGACUCACUCUCCUCAGGGGCGCUCUGGAGGCCUAUGUGCAGUCAGUGAGGGCUCGGCAGGGGAAGGAGUUUGCUCCCAUCUAUCCCAUCAUGCUCCAGUUGUUACAGAGAGCAACCAGCGGCUCACAGUAGGUCAGAGCCUGAGGACGACCACACGGCUGUAAUACAUGUCUGCAGAGGAUCAGGUUUAGCUCUAUGCACACUACAUAAUGCCACCUUUAUUAUUUAUAACUAGAGCAGCUAAAUGGAACUGAUCGGUCUUAUUUGGCUCAAUCAAGGGGAAUGUAUGUGAAAGAUUUGAGUUCUGAGAAUUCUGACUUUGAACUCACAACUCAAAUUAAAUAUUUUCAUGUGGGUUAGUUAUGAGGUUUGAGUAUCCGACAACAGUUCAAUUCGGAUUCUAUGUAGAGGAUUUGGGCCACAUGUGAGAGUCUGAAGACAGAAUACUGGGCUUAAGGUCAGAGUUAUGACUUUAUUCUCAGGAAACCAAUACAUUUUUCACAUGUGCCCCACACACACACACACACACACACACGUGUCUGAUCCUUGAUAAGUUGGAGAAGAAAUGGGGAAAUAUCUGCAGGACUUUAAUAUUUGUACAGCACUUCAUUAGAAGCAGAGUAUGACAGUAUAGACAGGUGCAUUCAGAUAGGCCAUUUCCAUUGGUUGGGUGGAGGUUCCUCCACCAGCGGCUCCCAUGGUUUCCACUCUGACAUCUUCCUGGACAGAGCCAGCUCACACUCCGCCUGCACACAGGAGCACACUUUCAUUAACACUCAUCCCGGGACUGGAUGAACACAAACACAACCAGGCUCGCGGUUUCCCCCUGCUCCCUGUGGCUCUGUAUAAGAACAUUCUGAAAGCAGCCAUUUUGACAGGAAAUGGUGAACACAGGUGUGACAUUGAUACUAAUGAAGGAACAGAACAGGUCUAUAGCCGAGGUUAACUUUGUGCUUCAACUUCCCAGGAAAGUGUUUGAAGCUGCAGUAGGUGACGUUUACAGAAACAACCAAUCAGAGCCAAGAAAGAUAGUUGACUGAGUCCCAAAACAGCUGUAUGAUGUCCGGGGAACUCAUCUUUGUUUCUGUGAAAAAGGCCUGUGUUGUUUUUGUUUACAUACGGUGGAUUCUUGCAAAUACCUUAAGGAGCGUCCUACUACUAAUAUAGUAAAGUAUCACUAAAGGUUACCUACUGCAGGUUACCUACUGCAGCUUCAAUGUGAGAUGUAAAUGUUUGAUUGGAAUUUUGAUGCAUUUGUUGAAAUAAAAAUCAUGUUUAUUACCAAUAUGUCAA
This is a messenger RNA of Morone saxatilis (striped sea-bass), 1483 nucleotides long. Its product is annotated as conserved oligomeric Golgi complex subunit 5-like. NCBI's taxonomy places the organism in Eukaryota, Metazoa, Chordata, Actinopteri, Moronidae. The record is from RefSeq and is a predicted model, not a curated record. Gene Ontology annotation, biological process: intra-Golgi vesicle-mediated transport. Gene Ontology annotation, cellular component: COG complex.